CGUAUGGAGAAAGUUAAGUACAAGCUGGGUUUUUCAAAUGGACUUAUUGUUCCUAGUAGGGGACGUAGGGGUGGCCUUGCUCUGCUCUGGUCCAGUGACACUGUUCUGGAAAUUAAGAGCUAUUCAGACUAUCACAUUGAUGCGGUUAUUACAGAAUCUAGCAAUGGUUUCUUGUGGAGGUUCACUGGGUUUUACGGGCAUCCUGAGACUCAUCUUAGGGAAGAUUCCUGGAAACUCCUUUCUUUUCUUAAUAGUCAGUUUAAUUUUCCCUGGUUUUUUUGUGGUGACUUUAAUGAAAUUCUUUCAAUGACUGAAAAAGCAGGUGGUGCUCUUCGUUCUCAAUGCCAAAUGGACAAAUUUCGGCAAGUUGUGAAUUUAUGUGGAUUUAAGGAUUUGGGGUUUUGUGGCCCUGAUUUUACCUGGUGCAAUAUGAAGGAGGGGAGCAGCAGAAUUUUGCUCCGUUUGGACAGAGCCUUUGCUAGCUCUGAGUGGCUUAAUCAUUUCAAGGAUCCAAUUGUGCAUCAUCUGGUUGAAUCAACUUCAGACCAUUGUAUUCUUAUCACCACAGACCCCUCCCGCCCGGUUAAUAAGCGCAAUCGUCGUUUCCAUUUUGAGGCGAUGUGGACCAAAAGAGAUGAUUGCAAAGAAGUCAUUGAUGCUGCCUGGAACUCCGGCACCCUUGCCAUCACGCCGGAUGGGAUUGCUUCCAACCUCCAAAGAUGUGCUGCUGCUCUUUCAACUUGGAACCAGAAUGUAGUGGGAAAUAUUACAAAGAAAAUCCAAGAAAAGAAAAGAGCCCUCUCGUCUCUUUCCAUUGAUGACAGAGGCAAUAAGGGGGCCGAAGUCAACCGGCUUAGAAGGGAAAUUAAUGAUUUGUUGGAUAGUGAAGAGAUCAUUUGGAGGCAGCGCAGCAAGACUCAUUGGUACAAGGAAGGGGACCGAAACACAAAGUUUUUCCACGCCCACGCCUCGGAAAGAAGGAAAAAAAACACCAUUUUGGGGCUUUAGAAUGAUGACGGUGUUUGGUGUGAGAAUAAGGACAGCAUCACUGCUGCUGCAAUUUCAUAUUUUGAGAAGAUUUAUUCCACCUCCUCUCCAAGUGGAAUUAAUGAAGUCACCCAUGCAUUAUCUAGGUGUGUUACGGAGGAUAUGAAUGCUGAGCUCACCAAGGCCUUUACAAGAGAUGAAGUCACCAUUGCCCUCAAGCAGCUCCACCCAACCAAAGCUCCUGGACCGGAUGUUAUUAUCAAUGGUGAGGCUUGUGGAAACAUUACCCCCACAAGAGGCAUAAGGCAGGGGGACCCCCUUUCCCCCUACCUCUUUCUUCUUUGUGCUGAAGGCCUCUCUGCUCUCUUUCACAAAGCUGCUCGGGACAAGCAAAUAAAUGGAAUUGCUAUCGGCAGGGGCUGCCCUUCCCUUACUCACCUCUUCUUCGCUGACGAUAGCCUCUUUUUUUGCAAAGCAUC
Quercus robur (English oak) is the source of this 1466-nucleotide messenger RNA. RefSeq lists its product as uncharacterized. Gene Ontology annotation, molecular function: catalytic activity. The record is from RefSeq and is a predicted model, not a curated record. The coding region runs from base 4 to 1008 and encodes 334 amino acids. NCBI's taxonomy places the organism in Eukaryota, Viridiplantae, Streptophyta, Magnoliopsida, Fagales, Fagaceae. The transcript has 2 exons.